UCCGUUAACAGUUUGAUAUCAUUUUAAAUAUUAUUUUAUUAACUGUAAUAAGUGUUUUGAUGUAAUUUGUUAGUGCAAAGUAAAAAUGAUUAGAAGUUUAAUAAUAUUGUUAAUGAUGGGUGCCGCCGCAGCUGUACUCAAUUAUAAAUUAAAAAAUGGAAGAGAAAUGCCAGCAAUCGCUCUGGGAUCGUAUUUGGGAUUUGACGAGCGAGGCAUAGUCCGCUCCUCUAAUAAGCAACUUCGAGAUGUCAUCUUGCGAGCCAUAGAGCUGGGGUACCGCCAUUUUGAUUCGGCAUCUUUGUAUGAGACAGAGCCCGAAAUUGGCGAAGCGAUCCGUAUGAAGAUUGAAGAGGGGGAAAUAAGAAGAGAGGACGCGUUCAUUACCACCAAGUUGUGGGUCACACAGCACAGAAGAGAUCAAGUUCCUGUUGCUUUGAAGACCAGCUUGAAGAAGAUGGGUUUGGACUAUGUCGAUUUGUUUCUCAUGCACUGGCCCAUUGCUGUCAAUGAGGAUUACACCUGUAAUGAUGUGGAUUACAUGGAAACUUGGAAGGGAAUGGAAGACGCACAAAACCUGGGACUGACCAAGGCCAUCGGAGUAUCGAAUUUCAAUCGAACCCAGCUGAUUCGAUUGCUUGAUGAAGGGAGUGUUAGACCUGCAGUCCUUCAAAUAGAAAACCAUCCUCAAAUAACCGAACAGGAUCUGGUAAACUUCGCCCAGAAAGAAGGCCUUAUCGUGAUGGGGUACUCACCCCUCGGUUCACUGGUUCCAAGAUAUGGUAUGCAGUUACCUGGACCAAAGAUGGAUGACCCAAUCUUGGUGGAGAUUGCUAGGAAAUAUGGGAAGACCGUACCUCAGGUCGUUUUAAGGUGGUUGGUCGACAGAAAAGUCGUUCCCGUAACGAAAACUGUCAAAGUCAAGCGUCUGAAGGAGAAUAUAGACAUUUUCGACUUUUCACUGACAGCCGAGGAAAUAGCAAGAAUCAACAAAUUCGACGAACACAAAAGAUUCACUAUACCAUCAUUUUGGCAGGACUACCCAAAUUAUCCGUUCGAGAAGAUCGAUAAUCCAGUUGAAAAUCCAUUUGUCCAUAAAAAGUAAAAAUAAGCCUUAUUCUAAAUAAUAAAAAAAAUAACACAGACAAGAAAUUGCGCCCAAGUCCUCGUCCAAGAUUCAGAAAGUCAAAGUUGACAUAUUGUACAAAAUAGGUGUUAUUUUUAAGGGCGUGAAAUAGAUAAAAAUUAAAGCGAUAACUUUAUUUAUAGCCUCUCUAAAUACACUCUUAAGUGAACCACUCCACUGACACUUCACUAUUCAAACACAAUUUUACAGAAAGAGACAAAAGAGUGCUAUUAGACUGAGUCUAUAAAUGAAGUUUAGUAAUAAAUAACAAAAGCGAGUGGUGCGAUGCAGUUUUAGCUGCGCGCCAUUACAGAGCAACAAUGUAAGCUGCUUCAUGUGAACUAAGGUGUGAUUUUCUAUACUUUGAUUGACAUCUCAUUAAAUGUUUUAAAUAUAUUACUACCACGUCAACCGCAAAAGUUACUCAAAUAUAAGGGCAAUGAUUAUAUUAGUAACCUUUCAAUUUUAAGAAGACUAAAAUAUAAUAAUUUCGGUUUCUAGGUUCUAAUAAUAUCAAUAAAAUUGUUUACUGGUUAAUUGUUUUAAAUACUUAUAAUAAUUUAUAAUAAAAUAGUAGAACAUUGCAUUCAAUAAAACUCCCG
Molecule: messenger RNA, 1725 nt
Organism: Pieris rapae (cabbage white)
Lineage: Eukaryota; Metazoa; Arthropoda; Insecta; Lepidoptera; Pieridae
Product: aldo-keto reductase AKR2E4
Exons: 7
Coding region: 86-1102 (338 amino acids)
Cellular component (GO): cytosol
Molecular function (GO): aldose reductase (NADPH) activity
Source: RefSeq, a predicted model, not a curated record